UAGCUUUUGGCCUCAGAAAAUGAGCCUUAAUGUAGGCAAAUUGAUUAACGUGAUUACGUAGUGAGUCGCAACGCAACGUGUCCCUGUUCUGUUGACUGGGAAACCCCUAGCGCGGAGCUGCCAACGCCCGGCGUAAAGACACAAAUAGAGGAUACGAUCUUGAAUGAGUAGCAAAGACUGUAACACACAGCUAUGCAGACCAUUAAGUGUGUUGUAGUUGGUGAUGGUGCCGUGGGUAAAACCUGCCUGCUCAUUUCUUACACCACAAACAAGUUUCCCUCUGAAUAUGUACCUACGGUGUUUGAUAACUAUGCUGUAACUGUAAUGAUCGGAGGUGAGCCCUACACUCUGGGCUUGUUUGAUACAGCAGGUCAGGAAGAUUACGACAGGUUACGACCUCUGAGUUAUCCCCAGACAGAUGUCUUCCUUGUCUGUUUCUCUGUCGUGUCCCCAUCGUCCUUUGAAAAUGUCAAAGAAAAGUGGGUUCCCGAGAUCACCCACCACUGUCCAAAGACGCCUUUCCUUCUAGUUGGGACUCAGAUCGACUUGCGAGAUGAUCCCUCCACUAUAGAGAAGCUGGCUAAGAACAAGCAAAAGCCCAUUACUCCGGAGACAGCCGAGAAGCUGGCAAGAGAUCUCAAGGCUGUGAAAUAUGUGGAGUGCUCAGCCCUCACACAGCGAGGGCUGAAGAAUGUUUUUGACGAAGCUAUCCUAGCUGCCCUAGAGCCGCCCGAGACGCAAAGAAAGAGGAAAUGUUGUUUAUUUUAAACUUUCUGUGCCACAUUGCUCAUGUCUUCUUCCUGUCAUUGCUGUUUAUCCGUUUUUCCUUCCUUUACUCCACUUCUCUCCUCCUUCCCAUCUUCUCUCUCUCUCUCUCUGCAUUUGCUGCUUAAAACUCUCAUCUGUCUCAAUCUCAGCCAUCUAUUAACAAAUGUACCAGUUUGAUACUCACACUGCUGCUCUACUCUGCAUUAAGAUUGCGUUUCUAAUCUUUGUUCUGUGGCUUGUUAAACUAACCAAAGGCCUUUCUGCACUUAAAAAUACUUGUUGCCUUUUCUAAUUUGGUUUACUAGGCAUUAUAUAUUCAUAUUUUUCUUCUGGAUUAGUGUUACCACCUACAUCAUUUCACGUCCUAAUUCUUGGACCACUCUGUGUCUUAAACUGUUUUCACACAUGAACUCUGGACAGUCAAACACAGUUGUCCUUUCUGGAAUGAUAAAUUCUGCACACAGAUACCUCCUUCAUUCUAACAUGGCCUCAAACGCCACCACGCCUCUGAAUUGAGCUCAUUCUAAAAGAUGAGAUUAAACAUUAUUGUGUGUGUAUUUAAGAGCCACUGAAAAUUUAUCGCAGUCAGUGACCACAUUUUUUUUAAACGUGUCACUUUCUGUAGUCUAUAGUGGUGCAGACACAUAAUGCUAGUGUGCUGAAUGUGGUAGCACCAGCAGUUUUCUUUCCUUUUUAAAACACAAAUGGAAAAAGAAGAGCAAAACUAGCUAGAAAAUACAAACUGUAAGAACUCACACAUCUGUGCAGUGCUGCUUACUCACUGCUGUCUGUAGACUCUUGACACAGUCUACAGACAACUUUCCACUUGCUAUGUCAGAGUGCUACAGGUCAUCCGUUUUACUUUGCAUGUUGCUUGUUCGUAAUUUCAAAUCAAAGAGAAAGCAGAAAUAAGCCUAACACCAAUAUUAAAAUCAUACAAUAAUAAAAUGUGAAUAAAUAGCACAGCAAGAGCAGCAGCUGUGUACAUUGCCAGUCAUUCACACACUGUGUUGAAACAGCGGGGUCGGUAAAGCUGGUUCAUUGUGACACUGUCUGAAAGGUUCGUGUGUGAAAACGUCUUGAGUUUUGCUCAUUAACAAGACCUGUGUCUAACAAUAGGUGGCUAGUGUCUAGAACAGGGGUGGGCAAUCUCAGUCCACGAGGGCCGGUGUCCCUGCAGGUUUUAGAUCUCACCUUGGGUCAGCACACCUGAAUCACAUGAUGAGUUCGUUACCAGGCCUCUGGAGAACUUCAGGACACGUUGAGGAGCUAAUUUAGCCAUUUAAAUCAGCUGUGUUGGUUCGAGGACACAUCUAAAAUCUGCAGGGACACCGGCCCUCGUGGACUGAGAUUGCCCACCCCUGGUCUAGAAGGAUAUAUCCUUUGUUUGGGAUGGUCCUCGGCUCUCACUGCUCUGUGCGAGUAGUAGUCGGUGUGAAGGUGGUGGCUUUACAGGCUGAGAUUGAGCUUACGCUCAACAGAGCUUCCAUUUCUAAUGCUAAAGUAUUUUUUAUACUUCUACAGUUAUGUUUAACUUAUCAGAAUCUGGAGUGUGACUGUGGUUUCUCACGCAGGGCUUUUAACUGCUCAAGUCACCUAUGGGAGUGUCUGACCUCAGCAGACAUUGCUAUGUGCUGCUGUCAUGGUACUCUCAUUGAUCUAUUUUAUAGCUAAGUCACACUUGAUGAUACUUGUAAGCCGUGUUUAGUGACUUAUUUGGCUUUCUCUACAUAUAACAUCAGUGUGCCAUUAACUGUGGUACAGAUUGUGUUGUAUUAGAAGUCUAUAUAAUAAUAAAAGCUAUAAUUGUGUGAAAUGACUUGUGAACUGAAUUAAUAAAGGACAACUUCACUUGCGCUC
This is a messenger RNA of Oreochromis niloticus (Nile tilapia), 2628 nucleotides long. It is a transcript of the gene cdc42, whose product is annotated as cell division cycle 42. Lineage: Eukaryota; Metazoa; Chordata; Actinopteri; Cichliformes; Cichlidae. The record is from RefSeq and is a predicted model, not a curated record. The transcript has 6 exons. The coding region runs from base 193 to 768 and encodes 191 amino acids. Gene Ontology annotation, biological process: small GTPase-mediated signal transduction. Gene Ontology annotation, molecular function: GTP binding; GTPase activity.